AGCAUUAGUACUUCCGGCUUGGCUCCGGCCGCCCCUCAACUAGUCUUUCCCCUCCCCUCCGCCUCCUCGUCUCCCUCCCGCUCCUGGGAAAGCAAAGCUGUGGCUUAAGGGGUGGUUGAGAGAAGCAGUCGGCGCCUCGGGGAGGGGACCGCGCCCGCCCCCUUGGAACGUUGGAGCACCGCUGAUAUAGGGAUACAAAAAUGAAGAUAUGGUGUGUACUUUUAUUAAUCAAGUUGAAGAAACAAGACUUCAAAGGUAGAGUAACAGAGGACAGGUGUGAGGCCAGUACACCUUUGACUCCAUGGGGCUUAAUUGGUUACAAAAUGUCCUCCUAUGCAUGAGAUCUACAGACUAUAUGUUCUUCAAGAACUGAUCACUGGUUUUUACCUUCUGGAAGAAUGUUAGAAGCAUAAAUAUGGUGCCAAAACUCCUCAUUCUCUGACUGUGGUGAUUUGGACAUACUUCUGUGUUGAAGAGAAGUAUACACGCUGAGGUCACUCGUUGUUCAGAGACUGUCGUGUAGGAACAUGGACCAUUCUAAUAGGGAAAAGGAUGAUAGACAACGGACAACUAAAACCAUGGCACAAAGGAAUACACACUGUUCCCGACCAUCUGGCACUUCAACAUCCUCUGGGGUUCUCAUGGUGGGACCCAACUUCAGGGUUGGCAAGAAGAUAGGGUGUGGGAACUUCGGAGAGCUCAGAUUAGGUAAAAAUCUCUACACCAAUGAAUAUGUAGCCAUUAAACUGGAACCAAUAAAAUCACGUGCUCCACAACUUCAUUUAGAGUACAGGUUUUAUAAACAGCUUGGCAGUGCAGGUGAAGGCCUCCCACAGGUGUAUUACUUUGGACCAUGUGGGAAGUACAAUGCCAUGGUGCUGGAACUCCUUGGCCCAAGCUUGGAAGACUUGUUUGACCUCUGUGACCGAACGUUUACUUUGAAGACGGUGUUAAUGAUAGCCAUCCAGUUGCUUUCUCGAAUGGAGUAUGUACACUCAAAGAAUCUCAUUUACCGAGAUGUCAAACCAGAGAACUUCUUGAUUGGCCGACAAGGCAAUAAGAAAGAGCAUGUAAUACACAUUAUAGAUUUUGGACUGGCCAAGGAAUAUAUUGAUCCUGAAACCAAAAAACACAUACCUUACAGAGAGCACAAAAGCUUAACUGGAACUGCGCGAUACAUGUCUAUCAACACACAUCUAGGCAAAGAGCAAAGCCGGAGAGAUGAUUUGGAAGCCCUAGGCCAUAUGUUCAUGUACUUCCUUCGAGGCAGCCUACCCUGGCAAGGACUCAAGGCUGAUACAUUAAAAGAGAGAUAUCAAAAAAUUGGUGAUACCAAAAGGAAUACUCCCAUUGAAGCUCUCUGUGAGAACUUUCCAGAGGAGAUGGCAACCUACCUUCGAUAUGUCAGGCGAUUAGACUUCUUUGAAAAACCUGAUUAUGAGUAUUUACGGAACCUCUUCACAGAUCUGUUUGAACGGAAAGGCUAUACCUUUGACUAUGCCUAUGAUUGGGUUGGAAGGCCUAUUCCUACUCCAGUAGGAUCAGUUCAUGUAGAUUCUGGUGCAUCUGCAAUAACUCGAGAAAGCCACACACACAGGGAUCGGCCAUCACAACAACAGACUCUUAGAAAUCAGACUACAUCAUCAGAGCGCCGAGGAGAGUGGGAAAUCCAGCCCAGCCGGCAGACCAAUACCUCAUAUCUGACGUCUCACUUGGCUGCAGACCGCCAUGGGGGUUCAGUACAGGCCUCACCUUGUUUCAGGGGCAGCAUCAGCCAGGACCUGAGACACUCUUGGAUAAUUGAAGACAUGACAUUCUGUGACAAACAGGUGGUUAGCUCAACCAAUGGAGAGCUGAAUGUUGAUGACCCCACUGGAGCUCACUCCAAUGCACCAAUCACAGCUCAUGCCGAAGUGGAGGUAGUGGAGGAAGCUAAGUGCUGCUGUUUCUUUAAAAGGAAAAGGAAGAAGACUGCUCAGCGACACAAGUGACCAGUGCCUCUCAGGAGUCCUCAAAUCCUGGGGACUUUGGCUCCAAUUGCACCUGCAGCUCCUGCCAUUUCUCAUUGGAAGGGACUCCUCUGAGGGGGAGGGUAGAGAUCCAAACCAAAAAGAAGACAACAGAUGCCCCCAGAAGGAGCCAGUGCAGGCAGCCAGGGCUGAGUGGGCCAGUGGCAGUCCCCUCUGUCUGAGCUCUGAGCGGGUCCAGAGCUGCUGCUUCUCCACUGCUUGCCCUUGGGCUAUCUGGUUGACUCUCUUCCCAUUGUUUACAGUGAAGGUGUCAUUCACAAAAACUCAAGGACUACUAUUCUCUCCCUCCCUCCUUCUUUACUCCUGGCUCUUGCACCAUCUCAACCCACCCAGCAUAAAAAAACUACUAAGGUAAAGGUUCUGUCUUGAAGCUGGUGGUGUGGCCAAGAAGAUAGGGGAAGAUAACAAACAGGCCUGGGCUGGAGAACUUCUCCAUUUCCCGGGUGUGUCUGGCAGUGUGGCUUUCUUUCCCUCUGUCUGGGUAACCCCUCAGCCCAGCUGGCCACAGGGUUCAGGUCCCUUCCCUUCCUCUCUCCCUCCUUCCCUCCUGUGAAGUUACACUGUAGGACACAAGCUGUGAGCAGUCUGCAGUCUACUGUCCCUGUGUGUUGGCGUUCUUAGCUUUUUUGACAAGCAGAUCCCUUGCUCCAGGCUGUAGCAAAACAUGCCUGUGGUUCUGAGCAAAGGAAAGGAAACUGACUUUAUUGCACUUUUAGUUUGGGGGGGGGGUUGUUUUUAUUUUAUAAACAACAUGGCAGAUGCAUAUUGUGUCUGAUUAUAUUAGGGGGUUGCUUUUUUCUUUUUCAAAGGGGAUGGGCCAGCCAAGCCAUUCGGAGAAAAUGUGGGUCCAGAGGACAUUUUUGAUGGCAAGAGUCUGAUUUGCAGCACUUGGAAGAGAAGAAGCCAAACUCUGCGUCAUCCUGAGUAAAUAAAUAUUCAGGUUGGCAAGGAAGCAUACUUGAAUUUUCAUUCAUCUUCUCUGCUGCAGAAAAUUAAGUCCCCACCAGAGCCCCUUGACCUAAUCAGCCCAGAGCUUGAAAGCCCAGCUCCUGAGCACUUGGGAUGAGCACCGAGCCAGACUGACCAACCAGAUGGCACCUCAUCUCAGAGAGGAGAGAUUUAGCAGCAACAACAAAGCAAAUUUCUGUUUCCUCCACUGCCAGGGACUUCCUACUAGAUAGCCAUGUGACUUUCUGUUGACUCGGGGGACAAAAUUAGUGACUAAACAGCCACCACCAUAUUGCCAGUAGUGGACAAAAAAGGCACCGAGUUUGCCUUCCAACUGCCAGAGUAGCCUCAGGAUGCAGCAUCCUAGGGCCAGGAAAAGAAAGUGUUUCCUGUCUGCGUGAUGUGAACUAGAACAUCUGGGUCAGGCUGCCCUAGGAACCAUGCCUGUGGUAAUCAUGAGGCAGAUCCAAAGCAACAGGCUUAGAACUUGGUACACGGGGCUGCAGUAAGCAGGGAAGGUAAGAUUGGUUGGUGCUAGGAAAUUCCAGGGAAAAGAAGACUGAUGAAAGGUCUAAAAUUUUAUCUUAACAAUUGAACAGAGACUGUCCAGACAAUAUGACCACAUACUUUAGCGUGUUUCCCCGGUACUCUCUACCUGCACCAUGGCAUCUUCACUGGACAUGCUGCCAUGAAGCAUCGCUUGUUGCAUAGUUAACAGUGUAUGAGAUUACUCUUCCCAUGUUCUAUUUCAUUUGAGAUUAGUGGCAUUUCCAAAUAGUAACUUGUUAUACUAGUUGUAGCAAGAAGGCUUGUUCACUUGGGUAAAGAGGUCCUGUGUCUGAGUCUGAAGAGCAAACCACAGAGAAGAGUGACUGGUGACUUAGUGUAGCGCAGAACUCUUUGUUUGUACAUGCAGAGGACUGGAAGAUGUCAGGACACUUUCUGGUCAUGGAUCAAAUUUAGUAUCAAAUGAAGCAGAGUGCGCGCCUUAUCUGUUCUAUUGGACCUUGGCUAGAGAAUCUUUUCUCACUGACUUUAAACCUGCUCAGCAUUUGUAAAUAUGGCCACCUGGCCAUUUCUUUACAAGAAGUACUUUUGUGUGUGAAACAGAGUGGCAGGGAGAAGUCAAGUCAAACCCCUUUCCCAUAAGGAAUUUGAGUGUUAGGAUUUGCUUCCUUUUUACUAUAUAGUAGUUAAAGCUCAUUACUAAAAUUUUUAUAGUCCCUCAUUUGGCAUGUGGGCAACUCUGACUUCCCCUACAGAAACUUAAAAAUCCUCAUCCCAAGCAAUGGUGGCAAGGCCUAGAGCAUCCUGGCACUCUCCACCCCACUAAGUGCCUCCCCCACCCUGCUUCCAAGGUAAAGCAAAGGCAUUGGCCAGCUUGGCUGCAGGGUGGGAUGCCCUGCAGCUGGGCUUAAGACUUCUUUUUUGUCUUAAAAUGUUUUUAUAGGCUAGCUCUUGAGGGGUUGAACCUGAGUGGUUUGUGGAUGUCAGGGAGGGUCCUUCCUAAUGCACUGUUGGCACCCUCCAUCACCCACAAAUCCUUUAUGAGAUAUUUGGGGUUUGUAGCAAAGGUCCCUUUAACAUGCAGGGUGGUGGUGAUCCUUUCAAGGCCAUUGACACUCCAAGGUGAUCCCAAACCUGAGUAAUUCUCUUAUCUUCCUUAAAAUUAAAAUAUAACUGAAUUCCCCAGAAACAAUCUGCUCAUCAUUUCAGCCCCACCCCCACCCCAGCACAUCAAGCUUCAUGCAUAUCCCUGUUUAUUUUACCUAACUGUAACUGCAGCAGAUCCUCGCGCACAGACACCUGCUCCAUCUCCUUGCAGCCAAGUCCACUUGCCCCAUCUCACCUGACACCUGCGGACAGUUUUCCCUAAGAUUAAUGCAUUUACUUCCCCUUAAAACUAACUCAUCUGUUCCCUGAGACAGCAGGCAUUUGAAACUACUAUUUGGAGUUUUCUCAAGCUUUACUGUCCUUGAGACAUUGCAGUCUGAGCAGAGUAAGGUCCAGCCGGGCCAGGGUUACACUAGGGUGUAAAAUGUCCAGUCCAAAAAAAAAGUGGAUUUUCAGAGUUCUUACUCCAGACUGCCCACGAGGCUGCACUGAAUGUGCCAGCAGCUAGUGAGCACGCAUGACUGCCUUAAUUAACAUUCUUCUAUUUUGGGUCUAUCUAGGAGCAAACAGGGUCUGUGAAGGUAUGUGUAAGUCAGGUGACUAGGUUAAGUCUCCAAUUAAAAUUCCCACUUCAUUGGAACAAACUGCAGAAAACAGCAAGGACCCCAAAAUUUCUGAAAGUGUUAAUUUCCUUUUCAUUUUUAGUGAAUGACAACAGCCCAUGUCCAUUAGCCAGGUGGUGUCCAUCCUCUGUAAAAUAACUUCCAAUUUAGUUCAGAAGGAAAGUGUGCUGUAGUGCUUAUUUAGUGUUGAUGUUAAAUAUUAGCAACCACUUGAAAUGCCAGAAGUAUGCUAGUUAAGGUGGUCGCUAAGGAUCAUAGCCUUAAUUAAAAAAAAAUAAUGUAAAAGAUAAUUUCCCUCCAUGUUGAGCUAGUAUGACUGCAUUUCUCAAGAAUAACUUCCACAGAAGCCUAGGAGGCAUUUCCUCAGAGGAACCUGGGCUUAAUUUCUUUUGAUCCAUCCCUCCCACGCCUGUAUGGCUACUGUGUCCAGCCACCUCUUCCAUGUUCAUAAGUGAAACCAGGUUUUCAUUUCUUGUUGUUCUGAUGAUGCUUUGUCUAGUGUUGGUCAUUCCAUGACCUGAAUUUUAAGACCAGGAGUUUGCAUGGUCAUAUAACCAACAUUGCCUUUGCCAGGCCACUGCCACCAUCCCCUCCAUUGCCCAGGUGGGCAGGUUGAGUCCAGAGACCCUCAGGGAGCCAAAAUAACUAGGUACCCAUCUGGAUUGGCCAUGAGGGUGAUGAGCACUUAUCUCUGGAUGUCGUGACUUUGCAGACUUCAUGGACGUCCAGAUAGAGAUUGAUGGCCAGUGACUCCUGCCUUCCCCGUGAUGGGUUGGUAGGAAUCAAAGUAGAAUUCCUUUGUUUUAAGCAACUUUGUUUUAAGGUGGUUUGUUUUUGAUUAUGAAAAGGAAGAGGCCACCAUGGCCCUUCUGUGAGUUUGUAAGUUCUGAGCAGUGUUUUCAUCACCAGUCCUGGGAGUCUCUGAUCCAAUCACCAGUCUGAAGGUGUUUUUCCUACUUUUACAAGUAACUAAGUACAGAAGAAUAGAGUUCUUAAUGUAUUCAAAAUAGUAAGUAGACCCCUGAAUAUAGGCAAUAGUAGUUGAAAUAUUUUCUCACAAAAACAAAACAACCAGGAAACCCACUCCAGUAUUUAAAGAUCAAAUUAUCAAGAAAAAAAGAAUAUGCACUCCAUAUAUCUCUAGUUCAGUUACCAAACUUGAUCUUAUUUUAAAAAAACAAACAAACAAACAAAAAAACUCAGUUGUAUGGACAGAAUACCACACUCUUCCCCCUUCUCUUUUUCUGGUGCCAUCACCACCUUGAAGGUGUAAGAGCAGAGGAUCAUCUACGAUCAUAAGCCAGGAAGCAUCCCAGCAGUGCACAGACAACUGCCAUCCUGCUUAUUCAUAACCAAGUGCACCUUGCAGGGUCGGUGAGACCUUUUGGUGCCCCCCUUCAGGAGCUCCAGACCAAACCCCAGGCCGUUCCAUGCACCAAAAGCCUUUUAGAAGGCUUACCAGUCUGUUAGGAAUGUCUCAGGAAACACGAGCCAUUUCUUGGGGGAUACUUGUAUUUACUGACAGAUGUGUGCACUCUGCUGUGUAGGGCUUUAUUCUCAGAGACAGCACAAGCUCCUGGAAACUGUGUUCCUUAAUGUUCUCAGUGAGCUAACUGCUCAGACCAGUGAGUAAGCUGGCUCUGGGAAAGAGCUAUGUUUGUCAAGCAGAGAAUGGCAGAAAAGAUGAAACCAAAAAUGCUAUCACUCUCCAAUGGAAAAUAAUGUUGAUGCAGCAAUUCCCAUUGGAUGUAUUACACUCUAAUUUAUUGUUUGUCUCUUAAGUUUUACCCAUUGUACUCUUUAGAAGAUGUUAGGAUGUUGGUUGCAAUUUUUUUAAGUAGAUGAUGUAUAAAUCAGCUGUGGAAAUCAGUUUUAAUUCAUGUGUGGAUGUAUCUAGUUAUUGUUAAAUGCCCUUUUUUUUCCUACUUUUUAAAAGAUACAUAAUGUUUCAUAAUCCCUGGCACUGGUAUAAAAAAAAACAGCUGUGAAAAAUGAAAUUGUAGUAUUUUUUAAAUGAAUGUCAAUUUCAAAUGUAUUUGAAAUGUUUCCUCCAGUAGACAGAUUUGAACACCAUUGGAGAAGACUCUUUUGCAGAGCAAGUAGCCUUUGGAGAAAAUGGAAUGUGGGUCUGGAUAUGUUAUCUCAGAGUAGCCCAUUUCACAGGGCACUGUGACAACACAAAUGUGAUCUUUAAGUAUACCUCUUCCCCUUGGGGAGGGGAGGACUCAGUUUGCACCCUUUUUGUAUGUAAAAUAAAAUGUCCUACCUUUCUUGGCUACUUUUA
Messenger RNA from Apodemus sylvaticus (European woodmouse), 7499 nucleotides. It is a transcript of the gene Csnk1g1, whose product is annotated as casein kinase 1 gamma 1. Gene Ontology annotation, molecular function: ATP binding; protein serine/threonine kinase activity. The record is from RefSeq and is a predicted model, not a curated record. Gene Ontology annotation, biological process: signal transduction; peptidyl-serine phosphorylation; endocytosis. Gene Ontology annotation, cellular component: plasma membrane; nucleus; cytoplasm. The coding region runs from base 528 to 1991 and encodes 487 amino acids. The transcript has 16 exons. NCBI's taxonomy places the organism in Eukaryota, Metazoa, Chordata, Mammalia, Rodentia, Muridae.